Culex pipiens pallens (northern house mosquito) is the source of this 1588-nucleotide messenger RNA. RefSeq names its product UDP-N-acetylglucosamine transporter-like. The record is from RefSeq and is a predicted model, not a curated record. The transcript is spliced from 2 exons. Gene Ontology annotation, biological process: pyrimidine nucleotide-sugar transmembrane transport. Bases 272 to 1336 code for a protein of 354 amino acids. NCBI's taxonomy places the organism in Eukaryota, Metazoa, Arthropoda, Insecta, Diptera, Culicidae. Gene Ontology annotation, molecular function: UDP-galactose transmembrane transporter activity. Gene Ontology annotation, cellular component: Golgi membrane.
AAGCGAGACAGCAAGCCGGAGAUGCAAUUCUGUCAACGUAAUCAAAAAAUUCUGAAGAUGGUUUUUAAACAAUUUUAAACGAGACGAGUUUUGAUUUAUUUUUAAGUGGUUUAAGCACGAUUUGAUAGCUUAAGUAGUUAGUUUCAGCGAUUGUGACACGCAAGGAAGAGAUGAAACUGUUUAGACAGUGAAUAACCUUCGUUUAACUUGAAAUUGGAACGAUUCCAAGUAGGGAGCAAAGAAAACUGGUUUUGACCAAAUUCGCACCGCGAUGGCACCGAAAGCCAACAAUAGCAACUUGAAAUACUUGAGUUUGGUGACGCUGACCCUGCAGAAUGCCAUCCUCGGCCUUAGCAUGCGUUACGCCCGGACCCGGCCCGGCGACAUGUUCCUCAGCUCGACGGCCGUUGUAAUGGCCGAGGUGGUCAAGCUGGCCACCAGCCUGGUGCUGGUCUUCCUGGAGGAGGGCAAAAGCGUGCUGCGGCUCAAGGCGACCCUGCACAACACGAUCGUGAAGCAACCGAUGGACACGCUCAAGAUCUGCGUUCCGUCCUUCCUGUACAUCCUGCAGAACAACCUGCUGUAUGUGUCCGCUUCCCACCUGGACGCGGCCACCUACCAGGUCACGUACCAGCUGAAAAUCCUGACGACGGCCGUCUUCGCCGUGAUAAUCCUUCGCAAGCGACUCCUCCCAACGCAGUGGGCCGCCCUCGUGGCCCUGGUCAUCGGCGUGGCCAGCGUCCAGCUCGCGCAAACCGACUCCAGCGGAACCGCCGCUUCCCGCCAACAACAAAUGCCCGGCGAACCCGAGCAAAACCGCCUUCUCGGCUUCAGCGCCGCCCUCGGCGCUUGCUUCCUCUCCGGCUUUGCCGGAAUCUACUUCGAAAAGAUGCUCAAGGGCGCCGACAUCUCCAUCUGGAUGCGCAACAUCCAACUCUCCCUGCUCUCCCUCCCCUUCGGCCUCCUGACCUGCGUCGUCAACGACGGCUCCAAACUCUCCGCCAACGGGUUCUUCUUCGGCUACGACGGCUUCAUCACCUACCUAAUCAUCCUGCAAGCCGGCGGUGGCCUCAUCGUCGCCGUCGUCGUCAAAUACGCCGACAACAUCCUCAAAGGAUUCGCCACCUCCCUGGCCAUCAUCAUCUCCUGCGUCGCCUCGAUGUAUCUGUUCGAUUUCACGCUCACGAUGCAGUUCACCGUCGGAGCGGCGCUCGUCAUCGGGUCGAUCUUCCUGUACGGGUACGAUCCGGGCGCGGCCACCGGCAAGCACAAAGUGAUCAAGCUUAGCCCGGACGGCGGCCAGGACCAGGUUCGACUGCUGGCGGAGAAGGUGUGAACGCGAGAGUAUUAUUGGAUGGCGAAUUGCGCGCACUUUAUUGGAAACACACAACACAACACGUAAUUUUAAGGUGAUACAAUUCUAAUGUUGGUUUAGAAGCAAAAACAUAAUGCAAUCUGAGAGAGUAAGAUCCCCCGUAACGUUACUUAAGGUAAGGCAACGAGAGAGAGAGAGAGAAGGUCGUUUUAGUUCUAUUGUGACGUCGACAAGUUUAUCGAGUUCUAAUAAAGAAGAAUCAUAAAUUUUAAA